AUGGAAAGAACCGACACUUUAGUUAACAAGACAAACUGUCUGAUUCUAUUUCUGCUGAUUUGUGUCAUUAUUGCUUUCAUUCCCCCAUAAAAUAAAAUAGAUAAUACUACUUUCGAAAUAUUUGAAGUUGAAGUGACUGAAUUAGAAGUUAAAUACUACUUAGAGAAUGACAUUGUCUUCAAUGACACUGAUUAAUUCGGUAUAGAGACCGUUCAAAAUUGGUUACCAAUCCAAUCUGAAUUAGCUCAACUAAAUUUAGCAUUGGAUUAUUUCCAACGUUUAAAAUUAGAUAAACUGAUUAAUUAACAUGAUGAAUAUUAGAUUUAAGUAGAUUAAUGUCUCUAGUUGUCAUUAAAUUAGGAUCUCAUAAUUUUCCUUAAUAAAUUUAAUUCAACCACUAAUAAUGAUUCUUUAAUAGUAGAUUACAUGAACAAUUUGUUGAGUACAAGAAAUUAAUUGCAUGAACUUUAUUUGGAGAAGAAAAAUUAAUUAGAAAAUUAUUAAAAUGAGGAAAGAACACUAAAAUCCUUGAUUAUAGAAUACGAAGUAAACGAUCAAGAAUAAAUCUUAUUAAAUAAGAAAAUAUCCAAUUUAAAUAAAUUGAAUUACAUGAUCGAUUAAUCUAAUAAAGAACUGAAAGAUUUAAAUGAUAAAAUAAUAUAUCAAAAAUCUCUUGAACAGGAUGAAGACUUAAGUGAAUAUUAUAAGAAGGAUCAAAAUCAAGCCAAAAAACUAAGAGAAUUAUUUAAACCAGCCUGUACAAAAUCAGUAGAAAUACAUAACGAAUAAUUAUAUGAUCUUGUAAAUGUGUUAGAUUAAAACAUUAAAUAAUACAAGAAUCCUACAGAAGUCUAUUUCAAUGGUUUGAACUUCUCUCCAGAAUUAAGAAGAAACACUUUAGAAGAACUUCAACUUCAACACUCCAGGAUUUCGAAUAAAUUAGAAUCGUAAUUGAAAUAUUAGGAUGAAUUAGACAGAGAAAUUCAUGGAAUUGAAAGGUAGAAGAAGGAGAAGGGGAAUUAAUACUCAAAUAUUAUGAAGAAAUUAGAAAUAGUAAGAAAUUCCUAGAAGGGAUUGGAAAAAGAUUAUUUGAGUGCUAAAUUAUAGAUUGAAGAUAUAACUAAAGAAAUCAAGAACAUUAUGCCAAUGAGUAAUAAUGAGAACAACUAAUUAGUGAAUAUUCAAAAUCAAUAUAAAUGUAAUAAUAAUGAUCUUAUAUUUAAUUAGAAUAUUUUUAUGAACAUCUUGAUUAGGAUCAAAAAUGCGUUGAGAAGUGUAUCUAAUACGACUCUUUAAACUAAUAAUUGUAUAUGGGCAGAUAUAGAUAAUCCUUGAAUUUGAUACAGAGACAUUUCUAUGAAUUGGAUAAACUGUUUAAAGAAUUUAAAAUAUGA
Molecule: messenger RNA, 1394 nt
Organism: Paramecium octaurelia
Lineage: Eukaryota; Ciliophora; Oligohymenophorea; Peniculida; Parameciidae
Source: the annotation of a GenBank genome assembly